This is a messenger RNA of Pterocles gutturalis (yellow-throated sandgrouse), 1035 nucleotides long. RefSeq lists its product as uncharacterized. The record is from RefSeq and is a predicted model, not a curated record. Lineage: Eukaryota; Metazoa; Chordata; Aves; Pterocliformes; Pteroclidae.
AUGAAUUUUUCUCCUGCUCCUAAGUGGACUAACAAAGGAAAACCCUUUGCCUUUGUCAUCCUCACACUGUUUCUGCAGCAAGCCUAUCCAACCAAGCUUAACAAGUUUCCCAUCUUUAAUUUUGAUGACGACCUCAAGCAUGUAUGUAUCACUGCUGUGAGCCCCAAUACCACCAAGGCCACCCUCUGUGCUCUCAACUUGUGGAGAUACUGGUGCAUGAGCAGAGGACCCAGAGAUUACAUGGACGUCACGAAGAUCCCAACAGUGAAGCUCAAUGAACUCCUGGAGGGCUUUUACAUCACUGCAGAGAAAACAGAUGGGUCUGACUUUCUAGCCACGUGCCUCCAUGCUAUCCAACGAGGCCUGGACCAGAUCCUCAAGGAUGCUGGUGCUGGUUUCUCCAUCACAAGCGGCACCUUCAGGUCUUCCACCAGAAAGCUCAAGGAGAAGCUUCAGGUCCUGAGCGAGGCUGGGAUGUCUGGUGCCUGCUCUCGCAAUGGUGUCUCCUUCUCCCUUUCUGAUGAGGAAGAGAUGUGGAAGAUGGGAUGCCUGGGAGAUGACAGUCCCAUAGCCCUGCUGCCGCCAGUGGUGAAAUGCAUGAACACGUGAACCUUACAGGAGAAUGUGGACUUAAUGUUUGGUGACACUGAAUUGCUCAAAGACUCCCAGAACAGCCUGUAUUUUUGUGGCAGAACAGACAGUGUGAAGCAACAAAAACAGGGCACUGGCACAGGUUGCCCAGGGAAGCUAUACCACGAGCACUCAAAAGGGCACAAGCUCUGCCCAUACUGCCUCUUCUACAAGUACAUGUACGUACACCAGCCCCGAUGCAGAUGUGGCCAAGUCUACCUUCUAAUGGUCCAGGUUGUCAGCUGCAUGGGGAAUGUCUGGUAUGAGGAGCAGAGGAUGGAGCUCCACUCCCUCAGAGGUGUCGUUGCCAAGCAGGCAAAGAAAGUGAAGCUGGAGCACUGUGAAAAUUUUACGUUUUUCUCCUUCACUCAGGCUUCCAGGAAGUUGGGCACCCAUAAUUGCUAG